Molecule: messenger RNA, 762 nt
Organism: Menidia menidia (Atlantic silverside)
Lineage: Eukaryota; Metazoa; Chordata; Actinopteri; Atheriniformes; Atherinopsidae
Source: the annotation of a GenBank genome assembly
AUGAAGAACUUUAAGAGACGUUUCUCGUUGUCGGUCCCUCGUACGGAGACCAUCGAGGAGACCGAGUUUACCGAGCAAAUCAACCAGCUCAACAUGAGGCACACUCAGGGCUUAACCCCGGACAGACUGGGUCCCCCCUCCCAUGAUGCCAGCCCGGUGAGCCCAGAGCCAACGACCCCCGGAGCCCAUUCUCCCUCCGGCCUACACUUCCACAGCAAGGCCCAGCACAGACGCUUCUCCAUGGAGGACUGGGCCCUGGCCGACGUGCUGAAGCAGCUCAAGCAGAAGAAAACCAUCACGACUCUGGACCAGAAAAUAGACACAAUCAGGAAGAAGAGGAAAGCCGAGGAAAAAGGGGGUCAGAACAGCAAAGCUGAAGGUUCCUCAGAGAACCCGGAGGAGGACAUCAAAGCCGAGCCUGCUGAGGAAGAGGAUGGAGAGGAGGAUGAUGAAGAGCAGGAGUUUGGGUCCAGUGACGAGGAGGUUCUGACCAAAUCAGGUAGAUCCACCUGCUUCUUUCCAUGGUUGUGUGUUCUGAGUGAGACCCAGACCCGGAUCCCGGGGUCUGGGGACUCCCGGUGCAUGCUGGGAACUCGGCCCGCCGUUACGGCUCUGGGCUUCAAGCAGCCGACCCCCAUCCAGAAGGCCUGUGUCCCCGUGGGUCUGAUGGGCCGGGACCUGUGCGCCUGUGCUGCCACCGGGACAGGUACCAGCAUCCGGGGGGGGAGAGACCAUUCAGGGCCCCGGAGGGGGGGGGACUAG